CGCUGGACCCCGAAGGGGGGUGGAUUGUGAUGUCCCACAUCGUUUGGAGAGGAGAACAAACCACCAUUUAUAAGGGUCUGGAAACCCUUCUAACCGUUGAGGGGAAAUCCAAGGAGGACAAUAUCUGCUAGGGGUAGAUCUGGGCCGUUACAAAUAGGGAAAGCCUCGAAAGUCGGGUCAUGACAAAAACAUUCAAGUAUGAAAAUUUCUCCCUAGCAUACACGUUAUAAAACUUUGACAGAAAGCUCUAGGAUGAAACAAAAGUAAGUACUACUUUUGGAAGGAGGGAAUAAAUGUGGGGAAUCUUUACUUUUGAUUAUUUAAUAUAUUUCCCCCAAAAGUUUUGAGAUGCUUUCUAAAAUAGGUCAAAAUAAUACUUUUUUAAUCAAAUAAACUUUACCAUGAAGUUAAAGUCUACUUUUUUAAAUCACAAAAAUAUAGAACUUAAUCACAUACAAAGACAAAACUUUAAACCUUUUAAAACUUUUGGGAAUCAAUUGUAAUUUUAAAGUAAUAGGAGGGCUAGAAUAAAAUUGCUCAAAUCUAUCCAUUAAAAUUCUUUUUUUAAUUAUUAUCUUAAACAAAAUAAUAAUAAUAAUAAUAAUAAUAAUAAUAAUAAACGAGUUUAUCCUCUUCAUAAUCCCUAUAUAUAUAUAUACAUGUAUAUAUGGUACAAAUUAGUUAAUAUUGUAGUAAAAGAAAAAAAAAAAUCCAUAUCGGAGAAGACAAUCACCGGCGGAAACCAAAGGCAAUGUUUCUAAGAAGAGUCGCCGUCGGUGCUACGAAACUCAAUGUUGCUCCGGCGAAUGGGCGGUUCCUCCUCCGUCACAUGUCUUCUCGGUACGGGUCCACGGCGGAGGAAAGGGAGGCUCGAGCUACUUGGGUUAAGCAGCUGAACGACCCCAUGGAGGUCGUUGCUCCGGAGGUGGUAGACAUCAUUGAGCUUGAGAAAGCUCGUCAAUUCAAGGGUCUUGAAGUUAUAGCGUCAGAGAAUUUCUGCUCAAGAGCAGUGAUGGAAGCAAUUGGUUCGAUUAUGACCAAUUCAUCUAGUGAUGGAUAUCCCGGUGCCAGAUACAGUGGAGGAACUGAGUAUGUGGACAUCAUUGAAAACUGGUGCAUGGAACGUGCUCUACAAGUUUUUCGUUUGGACCCUGCGAAAUGGGGAGUUAACGUGCAGACUCUCACUGGAUCCAUAGCUAACUUUCAGACAUAUACUGGAUUAUUAAAACCUCAUGAGAGGAUACUGUCUCUUGAUUUACCACAUGGUGGACACCUUUCUCAUGGUUAUCAGACGGCUACCAAGAAAGUUUCUGCUGUUUCAUUAUUCUUCGAGACAAUGCAUUAUAGGUUGGAUGAGAAAACUGGUUACAUUGACUAUGAUGGGAUGGAGAGAAGUGCAUCUUUGUUUCGACCAAAACUCAUUGUUGCUGGUGCAAGUGCCUAUGCUCGUCUGUUUGAUUAUGCACGAAUUCGAAAGAUCUGUGACGAACAUAAGGCAAUCAUGAUGGCAGACAUGGCACAUCUUGCUGGUUUAGUUGCAGCAGACGUUAUUCCAUCUCCUUUUGAGUAUGCUGAUAUUGUGACAACAACCACAAAUAAAUCCUUACGUGGACCACGAGGAGCUCUGAUUUUCUUCCGAAAGGGCGUUAAAGAGAUCAACAAAAAAGGAGAGGAAGUGCUCUAUGACUAUGAAGACAAAAUCAAUAACGCUGUCUUUCCUGGUGUUCAAGGUGCCUCACACAACCAAAAACUAGCCGGUCUGGCGAUUUCACUAAAACAGGCAAUGACUCCGGAAUACAAAGCCUACCAACAGCAGGUUCUCAGGAAUUCUUCAAAACUUGCUCAGUGUUUGAUUGAGAAGGGGUAUGAGCUUGUAUCUGGUGGAACUGAUAAUCAUUUAGUCCUUAUAGAUUUGAAAAAUAAGGGUAUUGAUGGGUCAAGAGUUGAGAAGGUUUUGGAAUGGGUUCGUAUUGCAGCUAACAAGAACACAGUUCCAGGGGACGUAUCUGCCGUGAUUCCUGGUGGCAUCCGUUUGGGAACUCCUGCUUUGACUUCGAGAGGCUUACUCGAAGCGGAUUUUGCUCAAAUAGCUGAAUUUUUUGAUGAAGGUGUGAAGUUGGCCUUGAAAAUUAAGGCCGCUGAACCUAAAGGCGCUAAGUUUAAGAAUUUCGAGACAACCAUGAAAUCAAAUAAAGAAUUUCAAUCUGAAAUUUCAAAGCUACGACGUGAGGUUGAGGAGUUUGCCAUGCAGUUUCCAACAAUAGGUUGUGAUAAAGAGACAAUGAAAUAUUGAGACGGAAUAACGGAGUCGGAUAUCUUCAUUGUUAAGGUGGCAAAUAUCCUUUCAAAAUGAUGCCCACUGACCCCCAUAGAUCUGUACGUUUCCACUGAAUUGAUGUGUCUUUUUUCCUUUGAAGCUUCCUAAAUAAAUGUUCAUUACAAGUCGUCUUUUUACGCUGUUGAUCUUAAAAACAUUGUAUAACCAAAAUAAUAUUUGAGAUAGAAUUAUUUUCUAUGAUUAUAUAUUAAUAAAGAAAAUGGAAGAGCA
Messenger RNA from Cucurbita pepo subsp. pepo (vegetable marrow), 2548 nucleotides. RefSeq names its product serine hydroxymethyltransferase 2, mitochondrial. Gene Ontology annotation, cellular component: mitochondrion; cytoplasm. NCBI's taxonomy places the organism in Eukaryota, Viridiplantae, Streptophyta, Magnoliopsida, Cucurbitales, Cucurbitaceae. The record is from RefSeq and is a predicted model, not a curated record. Gene Ontology annotation, biological process: tetrahydrofolate interconversion. Gene Ontology annotation, molecular function: glycine hydroxymethyltransferase activity; pyridoxal phosphate binding.